UUGAAACUUGCGUCUAUUAGAAGUUUCAUUCUUUCGGUUGGUAGUGUGUCGUGCGAAUUGCAAGUUAAUUGUAAACUUUUAAAUUUUUAUUUCAAUUUGAAAUUGUGUUUUCGAAAAUAGAAUUACAUUUUAAAAUAUCCAAUAGUAUAUUUGUAAAUAUAAAUUAAAUUCUUCCGUUUCGGACAACAUUCGAAAAGAUGGCACCAAGGGAAUCAUGUUUAUUCAAGUUUAUUACGGAUGCCUUAAUGAAUGAGACAUAUAAAUCCUAUUUGUAUUGGAUUAACACAAAUGAGGGAAAAUUUUGUCUCAAGUGCAUUAUUAGAAGUAAUAAGAAUUGGACUCCUUCAUGUGCUAAAAUCUUUGAUGAUUAUCAUAAUUUGAAACCCAGAAAAUGUAAUGAUAGACGUCAAAGAUUUUUAGUUGCAAUGCAAGCUUGUCCAUUUAUUACAUAUCUGAAAGAAGAAUCCUCAAAGGAAGAAAAAUAUUAUAAAAUUCAAAUGCAUGGAACAUUGCCUGUUAAUGCAGCGGAUGAAAUUGAAGUAUUUCCAUCAAAUGAAAAUAUGGAUGUGCAGACAUCUCAAAUUACUCAUACUAGUGAAGAUGGAUCUGCUGCUGGUGUUGCAAAUAUGGGAAACUAUGUCUGUCAUUCCCACAGUGAAAAUGAUUUGGAUAAUCAUUCAAGUCCAUUGCUGGUUGAUAGCAACUAUUCUCUUCCUGAUGACAUUGCUCAGCUACUUAGCAAUUUGGGAGAUUCUGAUGUGAAUUUGACUAUUCCUGAUGCUAUAACAAAUGAACUAAAAUAUCCUGAAAAUGGAGCUUCUUUUUUAAAUAAUUCAAUUCAUUUGACGAGAAGUCCCCUCAGCUGUGAUCAAACUCUGAACUUUACAGAUGAAUUUAAUCUCCCUGCAAAAGAACAGAGUUAUUCUUUUGAAUUAAGGGCAGAAAAUGAUUUUCCUAUUAACUAUGAUCCUGUAAAUGAUCUGAUUCAAUCUAUUGGAACUCCAAAACCUGUUGAAAUGGAAGCAAUUCCAAAAACUAAUUCUGAUCAACUUGGGAAUGUGCAAAUGAUACCAGAGAUAUCUGAGGAAUUUUGUAAAUGUGAAUUUGAAGGAGUAUUCAGAAUUGAUGACAAUGAUGGUAUUGUGAAGCGUUUGCAGCGCAACAGAGUUUCUGGUGAUAAUCAUGAGAAACAUUACUAUAUGAUGGUUCUGAAACCUAAAACAAUGUGACUACUGUAUUCUCCAAACACUGAAGUCUUAACUGAAGAUCUUAAAUCAAGAAGAGAUUUUGUAGUUAAUACUGUAAAACUACUAUUAGAUAUUUUUGUUUUUGUUGUAUUUGAAUAUAAUCUUAAGAGAUGUAAGCUGCCUACAUGUCUUAGAUGGAGGGCUAUUAUGUAUAUGUUAAAGUAUUGUGCAAUUGUAUGGGAAAAAUUCCAAACUUUCAGCCAAACUCUUUAAUGUAAUAUCUUGUAGUAAGCUUCACUCAUUAUUCUUGGUAACAAUAACAGCAAAGUUGAGACCAUGAUUUUUUUUAACGUAUUUUCAUGAUAUAUGUAUAAUUUUUCUGUGUUGUGAAGAGAGUGAUAGAUACAAGCCUGCUGAAUUAGCAUUAUUUUUGAAAGUUUUAAAAUUCAUGUUCUUGGAAAAGUCUUCUAUAAAAUAAGCCAUUUAACUAGUUCUUUUGCUGGUAUAUAAAGUUAUUUCUAAGCUUGUCAUCUGACCAUGGUUGAAAAUUGAGUUCAUCCCAAAGUAACUAGAACAUUAAUACGACUAAACUAAAGAGUUUAUAACAAGAUUGUACAGAUUUUGUCAAUCAAAGACUCUGAUAUUUCUAUUUCUCUCUGAUACUCUUUUUAAACAGAAGCUUUGGGUAUAAAAUGAAAAUGGGCAAAUGGAAUGAAAAUAAAUGGGCUAACUUCAGAGCAAGAAUUUUCUGUGUAUGUGAAUUCUUAAAAUCAUUAGAAAAAUCUAAUAUUCAAUAAACACUUAGAAAAUACCUUGAAUUUUUUUUAGAACUUCUGAGGAAAUUAAAAUAUAACUUGUAAGGAAUGCUUGUUUCAUUUGAAAGUUUGUUGGACUGAUCCAAUUUUUGUUAAAUUUUUCAUUAGUUGCCUUCAAACCAAAAAUGAAAAUUCAAAUGAAAGAAAACUGUAUGCUGAUAAUAAUUGUUCGGUAGAUUGCUUUUAAAAGUAAGUUUUAAUUUGAUAUUCAACUUUGUCCAAGAUUUCACAUUACAGUGAAUUUUUAAAAUUAUGAGACUAAUGUGCACAAUAUGGUAAUGAACUUGAUAUCCUAACAAUAUGUCCAUCAAAAUUUAUCUUGACUCCUAUUGAUAUAGACUGUGAACUUCUUAACCUUGUGCUUGAAUAAAAUAGAAGAUAUGAAAGCAAGACAUCUAGUGUUUUACUUUUCUUGUAUUCUGCUCAUGGUAAUAAAAAAUUUACCUUUUUGGAGUGCUGUUAAUGAUAAUCCAGUUCGCAAAGGUUAAAUUUUUCAUGUUGUACCUAGUUAAUAUUUCUGAAUGUGAUACUAAUAUUUAAAAAAAUGAUUUUAUUUUUUACCAACUUUUAAACAUUAAUACCCUAUUAGCACAAAAUGCCCAACAACAGUCUUACAGUAUCUUCCAGAUCUUGUCCAUCAUUCAGAAUAUUGAAUAACAUUGUAAAGAAAUUGUACUACAUCUUGUGCUAGUAGGUUAAUUGUUAUUCUUUUUAAUGAGCUGUUAUAUAUUUAAAAGAAGUGUUAUACUUUAAAAUUCAACAUUUGUGCAUCUCUGUAUAAUCCUAAAAUGAUUGAAGUGUUUAUUUUAUUGUUUAUCAAUAAGGUGACAAUUCUUAGCUUUGUUUGUAUUGUUCGAAAUGUUUUCCAUUAUAAAUAAUUUCAUUGAUAAUCCUGAUAUUAGUUUUGCUAUUUUUUGAGAUCUUUUGUUAUACAAUUAUACUAACAGUACUUCACAAGCUUGUUCUU
Messenger RNA from Argiope bruennichi, 2969 nucleotides. RefSeq lists its product as uncharacterized. Lineage: Eukaryota; Metazoa; Arthropoda; Arachnida; Araneae; Araneidae. The record is from RefSeq and is a predicted model, not a curated record. The transcript has 8 exons. Gene Ontology annotation, molecular function: transcription cis-regulatory region binding. Bases 198 to 1229 code for a protein of 343 amino acids.